AUGAGGGUGAACGUAGUCUCGCAGCGGCUCCCUGCUGCGCGACAGGAGGGCACGGACGAGAAGAGUUUCGAUGAUAUGUUUGACAGGCUCUUGAGCCGCCAGGACGAGAACAGGAAUCCGAUCGGUCCGGAGGAGCUCACACAGACUGCCGAAGCGAUCACGCUCCUCGUACACAACGUCCAAGUGCUUACCUCAUUGUCAUCGGUCGUACAGUGUCGUGAUCGAUGA
Molecule: messenger RNA, 228 nt
Organism: Sparassis crispa
Lineage: Eukaryota; Fungi; Basidiomycota; Agaricomycetes; Polyporales; Sparassidaceae
Exons: 1
Coding region: 1-228 (75 amino acids)
Source: RefSeq, a predicted model, not a curated record